Messenger RNA from Cetraspora pellucida, 219 nucleotides. NCBI's taxonomy places the organism in Eukaryota, Fungi, Glomeromycota, Glomeromycetes, Diversisporales, Gigasporaceae. The record is from the annotation of a GenBank genome assembly.
AUGACUCAAUCUGAGCUUUUAGAGAAUUUGGAUAGCCCUGUUCCAUACUAUUGUGGGUUAAAAGCUUCUGAUAUAGAAGCCAUACUCUCAGAUUGUGAAAGCCAUUCCUUACAUGAAUUCAUUGAUAGGGAUGAGCCACUUCAUCCUAUUAUCGAUUUUGAUUUGCUCCAAGAGAUAUAUGAUACCAUUGAACCUAAACUUACAAGAAAAGAGAUAUAA